AUGGCGGGAAAGCCAGGCGCGUGUGCAGAAGACGCUGAUGACGUGGACUGCGUUUCGACAAACCAAAGUAAAAGAAGAAAUGCUCGUGGAGUGUUGGAACGUGUCUUGACGGUACUUCAGGUGCAGUUAGCUACAGGAGUGGCUAAAGUCAAGGAUGUCACUUCUAGUGGAGGUGUUGAAGACAUGCGACCACUGGGAUGUGAUUGGCUGCGGAGCAUCUUGAAAGUGUCCCUUCUAGUGGAGGUGUUGAAGACAUGCGGCCGGCCACUGGGAUGUGACUGGCUGCGGAGCAGCUUAGAAGUGACUUGA
Molecule: messenger RNA, 309 nt
Organism: Microthlaspi erraticum
Lineage: Eukaryota; Viridiplantae; Streptophyta; Magnoliopsida; Brassicales; Brassicaceae
Source: the annotation of a GenBank genome assembly